This is a messenger RNA of Harmonia axyridis, 3226 nucleotides long. Its product is annotated as WD repeat-containing protein on Y chromosome-like. Gene Ontology annotation, molecular function: calcium ion binding; protein binding. The record is from RefSeq and is a predicted model, not a curated record. The coding region runs from base 47 to 3172 and encodes 1041 amino acids. The transcript is spliced from 9 exons. Lineage: Eukaryota; Metazoa; Arthropoda; Insecta; Coleoptera; Coccinellidae.
UCAUUGAUUGAUGUCAAUUUGAACUAAACCAUUGUGGGAUAUUAUUAUGGCGUUAAGUGUGGGAAAAUCAUUACUGGAACUCAUAGAUGAGCAGCAACUCCUGAGAAUUCAAAUUUUCUUCGAUAGAGAAGAAGGAAGAAGACUUGACGAGGAAAAGCUGAAAGAUGUUUUAUGGAGGGUGGCAAAAGUUGAUUAUCCAGACGAAGAAUUUAGUGUACUUUUCAACAAAAUAAACUUAUCCAGAGAUGGCUUUGUGACAUGGGAUGAAUUCAUAUCCUUCCUGAUACUGACCUUCCAACAAAAAGAGAUACAAAUAGGCUACGAGUCCUUGGAACCUCCAAUCCCAUCUCCCCCCACCAUGCUGAAGAGCAUGCAUCGUCAUCCUGUCAACACCAUAGCAUACUCCCCAACUGUCAGACCUGACAGGACCAUAAGUUGGAAUGACGGUAGCGUCAUGACAUGCAGCAAGGACGGUUGCAUCAAUUACUGGUCAUUGGAUAUGCAGCACGAAAGACAGGUGCAGUCUUCCUGCAUCCUAUUGAAGGUAUCACCGACCUGGGUACUAACCACGGUGGUGAUGCCUGACGUCAGCAUAGUCUGCACGGCAGGCACGGAGAGAGACCUCAGAUUUUAUGAUACUUCAGCCAGAAAAUUCGAACUCAGGGUCAUGAUUUCCUCGAUAGAUUACGCAGUAGCAGCUAUGCACUACGUUUUUAGCCAAAAUAUUAACGAGGAAUCUAAACUGUUGCUUGGAGAUCUCCACGGUAACAUCAGGGUGAUAUACAUCCAAUCAGCUGGAAGAGGACCUUUUAAAAGCACCCCUGGUAUACCUCUCUUAAGCGUACGUUUCGAAAAAAUCAUACGGAACCAAGUGGAAGGUUUCCGGUAUGUGGAUUUCGGAAGACAACAUACAGACUUUGUAAGGCAGAUAAGUUGGUAUCCUACUUUGCACAGCAUUGUAUCGUGCGCAUCGUGUCCAAAAGUGGCGAUGCUCAUGAAAGAUAUCACCGGGGCGAAAGAAAACUACACCUACAAGAUCCCUAAGGGCGUUUGGUGUUUUAGCGUUGUCGAAGGCAUUCAUCUUUUUUCUACUGGCGGUCCAGACUGUUUGGUUAGAAUUUGGAAUCCCUUCGUCCGAAACAAACCAACCGCCAUCCUCUACGGUCAUCAUACUGGAAUAGUACACAUGGUGCUACAAGAUGGUGGGAAACGCUUGUAUUCCCUUUCCAGGGACAAAUGCAUAAAGGUUUGGGAUGUGGCAAAUCAGGUAUGUCUCCAGACAUACCUGGGCCUGCCUCCUGAACUGGGGGAAUAUAGCGACUUGGCAACGUUGUAUAAUCCUGAGAGCAGACAGUGGAUCAUCGGCAGUCAGAUGAUAGCUAUUAUUCCGUUGAGUCCAAAGCAAGAUGGGGAACAUACUGAUGGUAACACGCAUGUCGGUGGAGUUUCAGUGGUUUUGUAUAAUCCUCUUUACAAGUUAGUUGUUACCUGUGGACUGGAUAGCUACAUCAUAGUGUGGAACCCCUGGGAUGGAAGGAGAAUGUGCGUGGUAAAAGACGCCCAUACAAAAUUAUUGCAUGGCGAGAACCUUCCUAUAGAAAUCACUGCUGCAGCUUUCGAUCCUGGAUACCAAAGGCUUCUAACCGCUGCGCACGAUGGAACUUUGAAAGUUUGGAACUUUAAUACUGGCACUUGUUUGCGCAACAUGAAUGUUGGCAGUGGGCAGGAGAUUACUUCUGUGGUUUGGGUCAAAGGUCGAAUGAUGGCUGUAGGUUGGAACAGAAGAGUAACAGAAUUUGCCGACGGCACUGCCGCUGUAGGACCUGGUGGCGUGUUCUGCAAGAACUGGGAUCUGCGCCACAAGGAAGACAUAAGCUCGGCUGUUGUUAGGGUGCCUCAAUCUUUAGCCACUGCCACCUACAACGGUGAACUGAUAUUGUGGCGACUGGAAACUGGGCAAGCCUACAAACAGUUCAAUGUUUCGGAUCCUACGACUAGAAUUAAAAUUCAGUAUAAAGUGGUGAAAGACAGGAAGAAAUCGACCGUUUUGGCUACAGUGAGCAAGAAAGCCAGGAAGAGCGUAAUGCAGGCAAAGAAAGAAUCUGUUGUUACUGACGAGAUGAAGAUCAAAAUGGCCAAGAGAGGCACCAUCAUGGGAAGAAAUAUACUAGGUGCGAAGAAGCUCUCUAUGGUUAUGGUGCCUGAGGAAUGCGUUCCCUUGAGAAAAUUGGCUGUUCACUGUAUGUUAUUCCUGGAGUUCAGGGAGCCUGAACCGAACGUAGGGACUCUGCUCGUUUCUCUGGAGAAUGGUAGUGUUCAGAUGUGGUCGCACCAUACGAAUGGAAACUUCAUCACUUCCUUUCAGGCUGUUCAUAAGGCUGGAGAUUACGUUAUCUCUAUGUGUUCAAGCAAAGACAACGAAUAUCUAUUUACAGGAACCUCGGUGGGCUAUGUGAAGGUAUGGUUGAUCAUCAAUUUUUGCACACCGCACAAAAAACGGGUUUUCAUGCCGAAAUACAGAUUGAUGUUCCCAUUUUUAUGGAGAGAUGUAUUCGUUGGCAGAGCCAAACGUGUUGUUACAAAUCAGCCCGAACCUUUACUACUCAACAGCAUAAGAUGUCACAGGAUGCCUACUUCUGGAAUAAUCUUCAUUGACGAAGCUGAAAUAUUCAUAACGUGCAGCACAGAUUGCAGUGCUCGCAUGUGGACCAUUGGAGGUCGUUACAUUCAGACUAUAGGAACGUUUAAAGAAUGGAAAAAGCUAGAAGUUGGAGUUAAACCACCACAAAAUUUUGAAUUCAGCGAACCACCAGAUAUAAAACGAGUAGCAAGCUCUACGACAUUCAGAGUAUUACGAGGUGGAACGCUGAUCAAGCAGCUGUCUAAGAAGAAGCUGGCGCAGCUAGCCGCUAGAGAACUAACUGCGGUUGAUUAUUCCAAAGUUUACGGCAAACGAUUGGAAGAACCAAUAUUAGGUCAUCAUUUCAAACUUCCAGAUAGAUCAGCCUUGCCUCCAGACAUCAAAUUCGAUUCUUCCUUCGCAUAUAUUCCUGUGUAUCAGCAUCUGAUAAUGCCACAGCCAGUUGCCUUAACAAGACCUCCUACACCACCAGCUAUAAAAGAAAUAAUGACCAUCAAGAUUGAAAAAGAUAAACCUAAACACAAGCCAUAAUAACGCACAAAUAGCAAUAUAUAUAUUUUUUAAAUAGAUUUUUUCAAAGUUUUA